AUGGGUAUCAAGGCAGGACUAGAUCCCCGGGUUUUGUCUAGUGUCUUUGCAGCCGGCACGGCUCAGGAUAAUAUCUGUGAUCGCUUCAAUCCUUGUCCUGGUGUUGUUCCAGAUGCCCCCUCGAGCAAUGGAUACCAAGGUGGUUUCAAGGUUCAGUUGAUGAAGAAGGAUUUUGCACUUGCGGUGGAUUUGGCUGGUAGUGUGGACGCUACACUUGCCUUGGGACAACGAGGGUUAGAGACAUAUCAGGCCGCGUCUAAUGAUCCUGAAUGUUUUGACCGUGAUUCGCGGGUGAUUUUCCGUUAUAUCGGGGGUGAUGAGAACUGGGCACAGAAGUUCCAGCAAUGA
This is a messenger RNA of Penicillium expansum, 348 nucleotides long. RefSeq names its product Dehydrogenase, multihelical. The record is from RefSeq and is a predicted model, not a curated record. The coding region runs from base 1 to 348 and encodes 115 amino acids. Gene Ontology annotation, cellular component: mitochondrion. The transcript has a single exon. Gene Ontology annotation, biological process: L-valine catabolic process. Gene Ontology annotation, molecular function: NAD binding; 3-hydroxyisobutyrate dehydrogenase activity. NCBI's taxonomy places the organism in Eukaryota, Fungi, Ascomycota, Eurotiomycetes, Eurotiales, Aspergillaceae.